Molecule: messenger RNA, 466 nt
Organism: Paramecium tetraurelia
Lineage: Eukaryota; Ciliophora; Oligohymenophorea; Peniculida; Parameciidae
Exons: 4
Source: RefSeq, a predicted model, not a curated record
AUGAAUUAAUUGAGAAAUCAAAGAGGAACAGACACAGAUGAAGUAUACAUUGAUCCAGAAAGAGGAAUAGCCAUCAAUGCAAGAUAGAUGACAACUGAAUAGCAUUUCAAAUAUUACAAAUCCUCUUUUAGUACAUUAAGACCUGAUUUGACUGAAUAUGAAUAUGAAGCAUUUGCUAAGAGAUUAAGAGUUGGCGAAUCCUUUUUAAAUCAUAUGAGGGCAUUCCUUAAUCAUGAAUCAGGUAGAGUUACUAAUCUCUAUCCUGUUGGUGCAAGAUUAGAAAAGAUGUUAAGUUAUUAAAAUCAAUAUUUCCAUCUUAGACCACCUUUUAUUCUUGGACAUAGAUCUAAUGCAAAUAGAAAUUGGGCUGAUGCUUCUAAAGUUGUGAAUUAUAUCGAGAAGCAAUUACUCAAAAUAACAAAAUAUGGAUUGGAUUAUCCAAACUAUUAUGCUCCGAACACUGAGA